Messenger RNA from Cajanus cajan (pigeon pea), 2764 nucleotides. Its product is annotated as cyclic nucleotide-gated ion channel 1. The record is from RefSeq and is a predicted model, not a curated record. Gene Ontology annotation, molecular function: monoatomic ion channel activity. NCBI's taxonomy places the organism in Eukaryota, Viridiplantae, Streptophyta, Magnoliopsida, Fabales, Fabaceae. Gene Ontology annotation, biological process: monoatomic ion transport; transmembrane transport. Gene Ontology annotation, cellular component: membrane.
UUAGAAGUUUAUGAUAACGCAACGCAGCGCAGCGCAGCGCAACUUGCAGUGUUUGACCGAGGAGACUAAGUAACGAACGAUGGCGAAGACGAGGAAGAGAGAGUAAUAAUAAUAAUUAAAACUGGGGAGGGUGGGGCCAGCGACAGACAAGACUCUCUUCCUUCCGGUUCCAUCCUCAACACCAACUGUCUCUCUUUAUCCAUCGCCCUUCCCGCUUUCCACGAACCUUCUCCUAAGUCCUAUCUCUCUCUCUCUCUCACACACACACAAUCACAAUCUCUUCUCUUCAUUCUUCGCAAUCUCACGCUCUUUCUCUCUGCUUCGUUACUUCCUUUCCGGAGUAGGCUGUGAGAUUUUAAGGUGCAUGAAGAAGCUAUUCAGUGUCCUGUGACGUUUGCACUACACUGAUUCAUUGAAUUCUACCUUGCUUUUGAACUAGGACGUUCAGUCAUGAAUUUUCAGCAAGACAAAUUUGUUAGAUUUCGGGAUUGGAAUUCAGACAAGGGUUCUGAGAGCAACUCUCCUGCAAUUCAUGUAGCACGCUCAGGGAGAAUUAGGAAUACACUAUGGUCAGUUUCCGAGAAGUUUCAAAGGGGUUUGGAAUCUAGUUCAGAGGGGAUAAAGAGAUUUAGAAAAUCAUUCAAAUCUCUUCCGUAUAAUAGAGUUCUUUCUGGAAGUUUUAGUUCCAGAAAGAAAAUCCUUGAUCCACAAGGUCCUUUCCUUCAAAAGUGGAAUAAGAUAUUUGUAUUAUCAUGUCUUAUUGCUGUAUCCCUCGAUCCUUUGUUUUUCUAUGUUCCUGUGAUUGAUGAUAACAAGAAAUGUCUUUCACUGGACAGAAAAAUGGAAAUUACAGCAACUGUUUUAAGAUCUUUCUCUGACAUUUUUUAUAUAAUCCAUAUAAUUUUCCAAUUUCGUACUGGAUUCAUUGCUCCCUCUUCUCGAGUAUUUGGAAGAGGUGUUUUGGUUGAAGAUGCUUGGGCAAUAGCAAUGAGGUAUCUGUCAUCAUACUUCUUAAUCGACAUUCUUGCCGUUCUUCCCCUCCCACAGGUGGCAAUUCUAAUUAUCAUUCCAAAGUUGAGAGGCUCUGAAUCACUGAAUACGAAGACCUUGCUGAAAUUUAUCGUCUUCUUCCAAUAUAUCCCACGGUUUUUACGAAUAAUUCCAUUAUAUAAAGAAGUUACUAGAACCUCUGGCAUUCUCACCGAAACAGCUUGGGCUGGAGCUGCAUUCAAUCUCUUUCUUUACAUGCUAGCAAGUCAUGUUAUUGGUGCCUUUUGGUACUUGUUUUCUAUAGAAAGAGAAACCACAUGCUGGCAACAUGCAUGUCGAAGAAAUAGCACAUGUAAUACAGCAGAAAUGUAUUGUGAUAAUCAUCGAGGUGUGGGCACAAUUUCAGGAUUCCUGAAUGCUUCUUGCCCAAUACAGGAUCAAAAUACAACACUGUUUAAUUUUGGAAUAUUUCUUGAUGCCCUUCAAUCUGGAGUUGUGGAGUCAAGAGAUUUCCCACAGAAGUUCUUCUAUUGUUUUUGGUGGGGCCUAAGAAAUUUGAGUUCUCUUGGUCAGAACCUUGCAACGAGUACCUAUGUUUGGGAAAUCUGCUUUGCAAUUUUCAUCUCAAUUGCUGGUUUGGUAUUAUUUGCAUUCCUCAUCGGAAAUAUGCAGACAUAUUUGCAGUCAACGACUACCAGAUUAGAGGAAAUGAGGGUGAAAAGGAGAGACGCAGAACAAUGGAUGUCUCAUCGAUUACUCCCUGACAGUCUGAGAGAAAGAAUCAGACGACAUGAGCAGUACAAAUGGCAAGAAACCAGAGGUGUUGAUGAAGACAAUUUAAUUAGAGAUCUUCCCAAGGACUUAAGAAGGGAUAUUAAGCGGCAUCUUUGUUUGGCUUUGCUGAUGAGGGUGCCAAUGUUUGAGAAAAUGGAUGAGCAACUUUUGGAUGCAAUGUGUGACCGACUCCAGCCAGUGUUAUACACAGAAGAAAGCUGCAUUGUCCGGGAAGGUGAUCCUGUUGACGAGAUGCUCUUCAUCAUGCGAGGCAAGCUAUUGACCGUGACCACCAAUGGUGGAAGAACAGGCUUCUUCAACUCUGAAUACCUCAAGGCUGGUGACUUCUGUGGAGAGGAACUUCUCACAUGGGCAUUAGAUCCUCACUCCACAUCCAACCUUCCCAUAUCAACUAGGACUGUCCAAACUCUUUCAGAAGUGGAAGCAUUUGCUCUAAAAGCCGAUGACUUGAAGUUUGUCGCAUCUCAGUUCCGUCGCCUUCAUAGCAAGCAGCUUCGCCACACUUUCCGGUUCUAUUCGCAACAAUGGCGAACAUGGGCUGCAUGUUUCAUACAAGCAGCCUGGAGGCGCUAUAGCAAGAAGAAGCUGGAAGAGUCUCUGAGGGAAGAGGAGAAUAGGUUGCAAGAUGCAUUGGCCAAAGCAGGUGGUAGUUCACCCAGUUUAGGUGCCACAAUAUAUGCUUCAAGGUUUGCAGCUAAUGCACUUAGACUUUUACGAAGAAAUAGCACGAGGAAGAGCAGGGUGCCUGAGAGAAUAUCACCCAUGCUGCUGCAGAAGCCUGCUGAGCCUGAUUUUACUUCUGAAGAGCAAUAGUUGUGGAAAUAUUAAUGAUUAUGGAUAGAUGGCCAAAAAUGUCAUUUUGUUUAUUUGUUUUAUUUUGUAAGUUAGUGUAACAUAUAAAGAUCAUGUCUAUAAAAUAUAAACUGAAGUUGUACAUAAAUGUAUGAUUGUUGCUAAAUGCUUUCAUUGGUGAACGUAA